CCCAAGUGUUAUUUAUUCAGAUAUCUACCAAUCGAGAUAUAGGUACGUCAAUAUUGAAAAAACAGUAGUUACUUUGUAUUGUGUUCGACAAUUCGGGUAUUUUUAUAUUUUAAAAGCUUCCUAAUAGAAUAUUCUAAGUAGCAUGUGUUUACACACUGUGUCCAAGAUUAAAAUCUAUUGUAUCUUGGUGUAAACGACGAUAUAUAUUUUAUUACCAUAGUAUACAGUGAAUCAAAUAAGUAGAAAAUUUCAAGAUCGUGAAUCUCGGUUGGAACAUCGCCUCGUAUGUGUGUUAACACUAUCAAAUUCGAUUAUAAACAUACACCGGACCGAAAAUAUCGAGUAUAAAUGUUUGUUGUGACGUUUGCCGUAAAUGUUUGGAUUGUUUGAUCCAACACAGGCUUCUCGCCGGUUGUUGGUGUAGAGAGCGCGCCGAACAUUUUCGAAUUGAAUCAGACAUCGAUUGUAAUUUCCACUUACACGUACUUCAAAACAUGCUCGAGUUAGAGAAAACGAGCCACUGAAGAUUUAUCGCAUGCAGUAAAAGUUGCGUUGUUUGUUUCCAUGGAAAUAUGAUCACCAUUGUUUAUUGGCGCGUUUGUUUGUUGUUCGUCGUUUGUGGAUGUCAAAGCAUCUCGGAUGAAGAAGAAAUGUUCAAUGAUUACCCAUUUGACGUUCCUCAACAAGAAACUAAAACUAUGAGAGUGAAAAAUGGAACACCUUUAACGUUUAAAUGUCAUCACGAAAGGGCAAAAUGGCAUUUUAAGCCAUGCGAUUCGAAUUUUUAUGGAAUAGUUUGUAACGAAAAUCGCCAUUGGAGAAAAUUGGAAAACGAAACUAGAGGCAGACUACAUUUUGAGUCGGCUAGUAAACGACAUAGCGGACUAUACAGAUGUUCUCAAAAUGAUGGUUCCGUUAAAUUAUUCAUGUUGGAUGUUUAUGAUCCAGGUUACAAUGGCGCACCUCCAAAAGUUAAUCCAUUGCAAAUCUCAAAUAUAACCGGUCCCAUUAACAUGGAAUUCACUAUUCAAUGCAGGGUAACCAGCGAAGUUCCACCCACGAUUAUCUGGUUCAAGAGUUGUUUCGGUCACAAAUGCGACUUCCGUUAUCACCAGACCUGUUACUGUCACAUCAACACCUCUAUCUCGAACUACAACACGGGGAGCACGUAUCUCAGCAAAUAUUUGAUAUUUAACGCUAGAGAUGUAGACAGCGGAACGUACAUCUGUUUAGCCGUUAAUCAGUUCGGUAAAGACGAUCAGAACGUUACUAUAAGUGUUCCGAGCAAGAAAUCUAAUAACGAGUUUUAUUCGUUGUUAUUUUUCAUACCCUUUGGAUUGUUGUUGGUGCCAUUGACUGUUUGGUUCUGCUAUUUCGAAAGGAGAAAAAAAUCUGCGGAAAUCGUUGUCGAUCAACAAAAACAGCUAAUCAGGCCGGCGACGGUGGCGGUAAAUGAGGUUGUUUAGGAACUUUUCUAUUAUGUUGUAAAGAG
Messenger RNA from Psylliodes chrysocephalus, 1492 nucleotides. NCBI's taxonomy places the organism in Eukaryota, Metazoa, Arthropoda, Insecta, Coleoptera, Chrysomelidae. The record is from the annotation of a GenBank genome assembly.